AGCCUCAGUGUCAGCUUAUAAGGAAGUAGCUCCUCUCCCAAGCACCAGACUGUCUGUUGUGUCCUGUGAACCGGAGCAUGGAAACCUACAAUAUGAAAAUCUUAGCAGUUUUCGCUUUUGUACUGGCAGGCUGCCUGGCUCAGAAGCCCCGCCCAUGCUCAAGUCCUCGUCUUCUGAGUGGAGCCCUCAUGGUGUCCACACAGAAUGAAAAGCUGGAGGCCUACAUCAGAUAUGAGUAUGAUGCAAUGGGACAGAGGAUCCGGCUCAAGGAGCUGGGCGCCUAUGACAACAAGAGCUUCACCUACGAUGCUCUUCUGCUCUUCAGAAAGGCUGUCAUGUAUGAGAUUAAUCACAAAAACCAUAUAUGCAAGAAAAGGCCUCUGAAGGCGGACUUCCAUCCCAUGAGAAUCCCCAAAACUGCAGGUCUGCUCGGCCAGGCUGUCGUGGGCAGCUCGUCUGGACCCGGACAGGGACUCCUGGUCAACACCUGGAUGGGAGAUCUGCCCAACAAGCAAGGAAAGUACGUGAGCACAGUCACUGAAUUUGGAUGCAUUCCUGUCGGCACUUCGUACCAAACUGACAGGUUCGGAUGGGUGGUGACCAGCUUCUUCAACAACGUCAUUGGAAUUACAGACCCGGGUCAGCUCAACCCUCCGGACUUCUGCCCAGAUGCAGAGAUGGAGGAUGAUGAAGAGGAGCCAGUCGACUUCGUCAGCUUGUUCCUUUGAAAGUGAUAAAGACCUCCUUGAACUCGUGCCUCAAACUGUCUUUGAGAUUUUGAAUGAAAAUAAGUGAAGCCACUGAAUCAGAGUUGAGCGUUUACUUGUGCAACAAACAUGUGUAACUCAAAGCUUCUCUGACUAAAUUUUGCAGAAUUUAUCUUUUUUAUUGUUGAAAAUGUCAUUUUUUCUUAUCACCAAUUGAUUAAAAGCCUGUGAUGUAAAUUGUCAACAAUUCAUUUUAGCACCUUUUCCCUUUUACAGACACCAAAUAAAUGUUACUUGCUGUCUGCUACAAAUAUUAAGCUGAUCAUUUGCUAACAUGUUUUACAAAAUGUCCUCUAGUAGUUAACAGUUCAUACAGCUUUAAAAUCACCAGUUAACUAAAGUUGUCUUCGAGACAUACACAGUAUUACAUCAGUGAGAAGUAAACCUGCAUCAGUUUUCUUAUGACUGUACAUCACUGCUACGUAAAAAGGAUAUUGUCUCAUAAUCUCUGUGACCACAUGCAUUUUUUUAAUCAAUAAAAUUACCAAACAA
Platichthys flesus (European flounder) is the source of this 1259-nucleotide messenger RNA. RefSeq names its product ependymin-like. The coding region runs from base 78 to 728 and encodes 216 amino acids. Gene Ontology annotation, biological process: cell-matrix adhesion. The transcript is spliced from 6 exons. Gene Ontology annotation, cellular component: lysosome; extracellular region. NCBI's taxonomy places the organism in Eukaryota, Metazoa, Chordata, Actinopteri, Pleuronectiformes, Pleuronectidae. The record is from RefSeq and is a predicted model, not a curated record. Gene Ontology annotation, molecular function: calcium ion binding.